Alexandromys fortis (reed vole) is the source of this 8030-nucleotide messenger RNA. It is a transcript of the gene A3galt2, whose product is annotated as alpha 1,3-galactosyltransferase 2. The transcript has 5 exons. Gene Ontology annotation, cellular component: membrane; vesicle; Golgi apparatus. Gene Ontology annotation, molecular function: hexosyltransferase activity. The record is from RefSeq and is a predicted model, not a curated record. NCBI's taxonomy places the organism in Eukaryota, Metazoa, Chordata, Mammalia, Rodentia, Cricetidae. Bases 5188 to 6300 code for a protein of 370 amino acids. Gene Ontology annotation, biological process: carbohydrate metabolic process.
ACACCCCUCAAAGUGAAAAUGCUGGGCCCCUUCACCUUUGAGCCUUCCUACCUGCUUUUCCCACCCACCAAGGCCAAGUGGAAGGCUAACAUCAUCAGUAACGCUUGAGCCAGAACCCAGACUCUGCUACCUCCAGCAGAUCUGCUGGAGCUACACAGAAGACACAGCUGUAGCUCACUCAGCCCUGGCCAGGCAUCGCGUGCUAGUCAUACAGUAGAGGAACAGGUGGGGAAGGGCCGUGCAAGCCUUUAAAGAGGAAAGAGAGUGGGUGAUGUCUGAUAAUAAAAUGACAGUGGUAAUGUGUGCAAAGACAGAAGUGAUGGAAACUGGCCAGACUGAGGGAAGGCAGCCAGGUGGUAGAUGGGGUUGGCUCUGUGCCUCUGGAGGUACCUGUUAAAAUGUGAUGACCCCCUAGAAGAGACACUGGUUAAUCCUCCAGGGAGACCAAGACCUGGAAAGCCUGGUGUCCCAGAAUUGGGAAAGCUAGGAAGCUUGUGGGAGAAGUAGCGUGAGUGGAGUGAGCACAGGGAAGCCCCCUAGUCAAGAGAGCCUUGUACUGCAGGCAGUGUACAAAAGCCUGGGUGGCCAGUCUUGCUACUUGGACCUCUGUUUUCCUUGUUGGGGAAAAAUAAAAACGUCAGAUCCCACUCAUGUUUGUUUUUAAGUGUGUGAUGGCUAGGAAGCCAAGGCUACUCAGAGAAAUUGGUGAGUUUAAGUUGGCUGAGUUGUCCAUCACUUCAGGUGAAAGGACCUGGUAUAUCUCAUGGUUGACUUUUAUAUUUUGAGACAAGGUUUCAUACAGUCACAGCCUCCUGGGUCCUAGAGGGGUGAAUAGCACUCCUGGACGCUACUGUAAAUUUGAAGGCUACAUUGUUAAAUUUUUAUUUGUUCCUGGUAUUGACACUACAUAGACUUCCACAACUGUUUGGUCAUGACCCAUAUAGUUAAAAAACUUUUUCUGCCAGACAUGAUGGUGCUUGUCUUUAAUCCCAGCACUCAGUGGCAGAAGCAGGUGGAUCUCUGAGUGAAAGGCCAGCCUGGUCUACAGAGCAAGUUCCCAGACAACCAGGACUACUCUGAGAAACCCUGACUUGUAAAAUUAAUACUGCCCGUGUAAGCUACACAGCCAUGAUUUGAUGUGGCUCUUAACCUGGGGACAGGCAUGAGCACCCUUGUUACUGGAGAAGCAAAGGGCUCCACACGGAGUGAAGUUGCCCAAAGUCACAGUGCCCAGUGCUUUUUGACGUAAACUGGUGUUCAGUGCUGCACACAGCUUCCCUGGGUGGGAAUGCAAUAUCCUGUGUCACAGAUGCUGCAAAUCUCGUACAGCCCUGACUCUAGCCCCUCCCAGAAACAAGACCCAAGGGAGAAAAGAGAAGCCCAUACACCUUAGGUCUUAGGUCUUCUGUGGGUCAGUCUGGCCUCCACUCCACUCCUUCUCUGCCUGGAUGCCCACACAAAGGCCUGGUGCCCUGGAGCCAUCAUUGGCUCCCCCACUCUGGUGUGUAAGAGGACGAGGUGACUGGCAUUCGCUGGGGACAGUGAAGUCCGUGCCAGCCUUUCCUUGCUUCUGCCGCAAGGCUGCCAGCAUUCCGAGUGGGCUGCAGACAAAGUGGGAAGGGGCAGGCUUCUCAGGAACCACGCUAGCUGGAGACAUGGCACUCAGGAUCCAAGGACCUUUGUGAGAGGAGCUGGGGUCACACUGAGUCCGUCAAGGCUCAGCCCCAGCACCUACAGCCACUUCCUGAGCGAAUAGUUUUCACCCGAGACCCAGUUGUCUCCUCACUGAUGGAAUGGGGGCAAUCCAGAUUCCUCUCCAGGCACUGUGGUCAGACUUCGCCGAGACCUGGGAGUGUUCUCUGCAGAGUGUCCAGCCCGUCAGUGCCCAGGAUGAGGAAUAAGCAGAGACUUAACUUCUGGAGCAAAUGGAGUUUUAGGCAAAGGAGUAACGAGUUGGGGAAAGAAAGCCACAGUUCAUUACUUCAUCCACGUCUAACAAAUGUUUGCUAAUGUCGCCAAUUAUGCGGCAGGUUCUGGAACUUGGUGCCAAGACUCUAAAGCCUACUGGGGCAGUAAAGAGUUCCCAGGGCAGACAGGGUUAGGCAAGGGCUAAAGGGGAAGUUUGGUGAAGGUAGAGGUGUAGGAAGGGGGACCAGAUGUCAAGGAACUGGAAGACGAGUGAGUGACAGGUGGGAAAGGUGUUAUGGCAAAGAUUGUCCCUGGGGUGACAAUCCCAGUGAGUCGUGGGAAACCCAGGAAGCUUCAUGGUGGGGGCUGAAGGUUGGCACCCGGCAGCCUGCCUGGGAAGUUGCCCCACAAAUCCAGAUGUAAAGCAGUGAAGAUGGAGAGGAUGGAGCAGGCCUGUGGGAGGGGAGCUUCUGCUUGGAAACAGGAGGCAGACAGCCAUUGUAAAGGGAGACCCGUUCUGGGGCCAGAGCAAGCAGGAAAGAAGGGAUGGGGCGGGCCCGAACACGCAAACUGCAGAUUGAGAUGCUGUGAGCUUGCUUGAAGUGUGUGUGUGGGGGGGACACCUGGGCAGACAGCAGUCUAGGGGGAUACAAGAUAGCUGUGGCCAUUGCCCAGCCAGAGGGCUGGCAAUACAGUGUGGUACAUCUCGGAAAUCAUACACUGAUCAACAGUGGUGGGGCCUUAUUGUGCAGGGAUGGACCCAAUUGAAGGGCACUGAGUCGAAAACAAUCUUAAAAGGCCCCACAUCUCUUCCUGGAACUUCUCAACCACCAUUACCAAUCUAGAGCGUCCCCCUAAAUCCACCUGUAUAAUCUGUAUAUAGCAGCCAGCAGCUGAGCUCCCGCAGCGUGCUGUAUUAAGGUGAAUAGAAAUUAGAUUUAGUGCUUAGACUUUGGCAAAACAGGCAAGGGAAUAUGUCAGUUUUCAUACUGGUUACACAUUAAAAGAACAUAUUGGGUAGGUUGGUAUAAAUCAAAGUAAUUGGUAAAAGUUAAUUUCAUCUUCACCUUUUUAAUGUGGCCACUAGGAAAUGUAAAGUCUCCUGCAUGCAUCACAUUUGUCCUAGGGGGUUUUGCUCUCCUAGCAUUCUCCAGUAAACACGAAUACAGCUCUUGGGGGGGCGGCAUGCCUGUAGGCACACGACAUACUAGGGGACAGGCUCCGCCCACAGACGUGAGACCUACCUCUCCAUGGAGGUCUGGACUGGUCUCUGUUCCAAUGUGCAUGUACCCAUUUACACUUCUCACUGGCCACACUGACCUCUGCUGUUAGACACACACAGUGCCAUCACUCAGACUCUGCUGGGCUUGCGUACGUCCAUAUCUUUUUCCUACUGCUUCCUAUCAGCUAGUUUUUUAGGGUUUUUUUUUUGUUUUGGUUUGGUUUGGUUUGGUUUUUUUUGUUUUGUUUUGUUUUUAGCAAGCAUACAAAACAUCAGGUUCCACUAUGGCGUUCUUAGACAGGCCUGUCAUCAAAAUUCACUCAUUUUUGUCUUCUUUCCUCUUUCUUAGUCCCCUCCUCCCUACAUACUUCCUUUUUCUUUUUUAUUAUGUGUGUGCACGUGCGUGUGUGCAUGAGCGUGCUACAGUGCAUAUGUGGGGGUCAGGACAACCUGUAGGAGGAGUCAGUCCCCUCUCAUCCCCUUCGACAUGGCAGCAAGCACCACCACCAUUCCACCAGCCGGCAUGUGCUUUUUCAAGUCCUGCUCGAACAGUCUUGGACUGUCUGCUGUGUAGACUGGAGAUCCCGUGACAGGAAGGGGUGACACCGAUGUGCACCACAGUGCACAGGCCAUGAUUCGAAGGCUCCUUCAGCCCUGCGAGAUGAUGUGGACUUUAUCUUGCAGUUAGCGGGAGCUGUUCUCUAUUCCUUCAUUUAAAAAUCAAUGCAGUUUAUGAAGACCUGAAUUUGAUCUCAGAACCCACUUUAAAAAAAAAAAAAAGCCAGGUGUUAGCCAGGUGUGGUGGCAGCUGUCUGUCAACUGCAAAUCUUUGUAUCUUCAGCAUCCCUCUGUCUAUUCUUUAUAGCCCAGCUUUAGGAAAAUUGCCCAUACUCCUCCACACCCUUUUAUUUAUACAAGCUCCCCCUUAACAUUGGCUUCCACCCCUCACCGGACACAGACAUACCCAGCACCUGGCCUCCACCACCUCCGUGCUCUCUCCUAUGACAUGCCUGCUCUUCUGGUGAACCCCAGAACCCUCUGGUGAGUUCUAGGCCUUACCCCCCAACCAGACACAGUUUGACCCUUGGAUCCAGAUCCAGAUGUCUCUGCCAUUGGUGGCCACACCCUGCCCAUCCCUUUCCAGCCCCUCACUACUUUUCCCCACUCAGCAGCAAUGCUCGGCCUCACACCCCAAUAACUCCUAGGCCCUAACUGGGUUUCCUGUCUAUAGUCAUGCCCGCCACCCAGAUACCAUGUCAAGAACCAAAGUUCAGUCUAAGUAUGAAGUUGCGCCAAUACCACCCACUCACCCCCAUGCAAAACCUUUCUUUAAUGGGAGUCCCCUGGGUGCACCCGUGUUUUCCAGGAGGCUGCCUUUCCCCGCAUCCCUGUCAAAAUAGCUUGUAGUUUUCUGAAGCCAGGUUUACAAAUCCAGGUCCAGUCCUCCAGGAAGUCCCGGAAAGCCUCCUGGCUUCCUGCUUCCCCUUCCAGGCUGCUGUCCUUCUGCGCAGUCCUUCCCAGGAUUCACUGCGCAGGGCUCUGUCCUCACGCCACAUUCCUCAGUGUGACCGCAUCAUUCCCACUCUCCAUCCUGAAGACAGGGCCUUUCCUACCCGCUCACCCACCUAGACAUCCUGGACCUAGCAGGAAGCUUGGCCACACUGUGACCAAUGAUGCCAAGAUAAUAGCCAAGUAGACACUGACCAACAGCUUGACCUGGGGCUGGCAACCCACAGGGGCAAGGACGGAAAGCUAAGUAGCUGCCCAAAAGGCCAAGACUCCACCAGCAGGCCAGGAGCCCCCUUUCCCACUCUGUAUGCUGGCAUCCUGGCAUCAUAGCUUUCCUUGAGCUUGCCUGCUUUUUGUUUUGUUUUGUUUUUGUGAUCAUUUUAUAAACAAAACCUAAAACCUGUCCUGGGUUCUAAUUUGUAUGUCUUUGCCUACUAGUAAAGGUGAAUGUUUUUCCAUGUAUUUGCCUACUAAAUGUGUUUUUCUCCCUUUGAGGAUUUAGCUGCUGGUUUGACAAACACUGUUGAGGGAAGUUGGUCUUUUAGGAGAUGGCUCUAGGGGUGGAAUGGGGAUUGAGCUGGCUAAGGUCACAUGGAGGCUACAGAAAACAGGAAGGACAGAGACAAAGGGGCCAAGGGACGCCAAUCUGGGCGCUACCAAGGGCCAAGAAGAGACUCCUGUGGCAGCUCCUCCUGACUGCAUUUGGCUUCUUAGGCCUGUACCUAUACAGGCUCGGUAGUCUCAGGUCCUUAGAAGUCUUCAUCCCCAUGGGCAUCUGCCCUAGGGCCACAAUGCCUCUGCUGAGGGACAACUUCACAGGUGUCCUGCGACACUGGGCCCGGCCUGAAGUCCUGACCUGUACCUCUUGGGCAGCACCGAUCAUUUGGGAUGGUACCUUCGACCCACAGGUAGCCGAACAAGAGGCAAGACGGCAGAACCUCACCAUUGGACUGACUGUCUUUGCUGUAGGCAGGUACCUGGAGAAGUACCUGGAACACUUCCUGGACUCUGCAGAACAGCACUUCAUGGUGGGUCAGAGCGUGGUGUACUACGUGUUCACUGAUCGCCCGGAAGCAGUGCCCUAUAUGACGCUGGGCCAGGGUCGCCUGUUGCGGGUGGAACGUGUGCCACAAGAGAACCGCUGGCAGGAUGUGUCCAUGGCGCGCAUGCGCACGCUACACGAGGCGCUGGGAGGGCAGCUGGGGCAAGAGGCUGACUAUGUUUUCUGCCUGGACGUUGACCAACACUUCACCAGUAACUUCGGGCCCGAGACACUGGCCGAUCUGGUGGCGCAGCUGCACGCCUGGCACUACCACUGGCCGCGGUGGCUGCUGCCCUAUGAGCGGGACAAGCGAUCCGCGGCUGCCCUGUCGUUUGGCGAGGGCGACUUCUACUACCACGCGGCCUUGUUCGGGGGCAGUGUGGCGGCACUGCGCAAGCUGACGGCUCACUGUGCGCUUGGCCAGCAGCUGGACAGUGAGCGUGGCGUCGAGGCGAUCUGGCACGACGAGAGCCACCUCAACAAGUUCUUCUGGCUGUACAAGCCCACCAAGGUGCUGUCGCCCGAGUUCUGCUGGGAUCUGCAAAUUGGCUGGAGGACAGAGAUCCACACCCCUCGCCUGCUCUGGGAGCCCAAGGAGUAUGCACUGGUGCGAAACUAGCGCGUUCCCCUGGCAGGCCGGUGCGGCAGCAUCUUUCAAGACCAUGAAGCCAGUUAGAGCCUCUGAAAGGGGGACUUUGGAACUCAGAGGUCUUGAAAAGAGGUUCCUGUUCCUGGGGCCUAGAGACCUUGUUACCUACAGCUGGCCGGCUGGGCGACUCCCUUUGCUUUAACCAGAUACAAAUUACGGAAAAGCAAGAGGAAGCUCUUCCCCCCAGAAUCUACUUUGGCAGCUCUUGUAUCCCAGGUGUUUGUCAGCAGCAGCCACAGUAAUAAGGAGGCGGGAGGCAGGAGGCGCGAGGCGCUUCCUAGUGUUAAACCUUUUGCCUAGGACCGGGCGGCAGCAGUGUACGCUUUUAAUUCCAGUGGUGUGGGAUUCCCCUCUGUAUACUAUGAAUAUGUUUUAUUAGCAUUGGUUAAUAAAGAAGCUGUUUUGGCCUAUGGCAGGGUAGAAUAUAGCUAGGCGGGAAAACUAAACUGAAUACAGGGAGAAAGAAGGUGGAGUCAGGCAGAUGCAGUGGUAGCCGCCCAAGAAGCAAGAUAUGAGGUAACAAACCAGGAGUCUGGCGGUAAGAUAUACAAUAAUAGAAAUGGGUUAAUUUGACAUGUGAGAGCUAGCUAGGAAUACACCUGAGUCUUUGGUCAAACAGUGUUGUAAUUAAUAUAGUUUUUCUGUAAUUAUCCAGGCCUGGGUGGCCAGGACACGGAAGUGCAAUCUCCAUUUACAUCCCAGCAGCUGGAAGGCAGAGGCAGGUGGAUCUCAGUGAGUUCAAGGCCAACCUGGUCUACAAAGUGAGUUCUAGGACUACUAUACAGAGAAACCUGUCUCAAAAAAGCAAGCAAACAAACAAACAAAAACACCUUUUUUCCUAGGCCUUGGGGUCAAGGCCUGUCUCAGUUACAGCCUCUGAGUGGGCUUAGGUAUCAGGGUCCCCAGACCUUGCCAGUGACUUGUGUGUCAGCCACUGAGCCGUCACUAUCUGAGGCUUGACCGCUAUCUAGAGCCAUUCCUGUGACCAGAGCCUGCCGUGUCUCCACUCUUGGGCCUCAGCUCUUCUUCCUCUCGGCCUCUGCUGUCCCUCUUGUUCAACUGCCUCUUCCUUCACCUUAAAGCAGGCUGCUGGCUUCUGCUUCCGCAGCUGGCAGCUGGCCUGGCUGACCCAGUGAGCACUUCCCCUUCAACUCCUGAGCAGUUGUCACUGGUGUCGCUUGGCCUGCUGACCCCUCGGCCAACUCCUGCUGUCUCUUCCUUUGCCACUGCUAAGCUGUCCCUAUGCUAACGUGUUCUUCGUGUUACGAGAUCAGCCCUCACCCUUAAACGCUGGCAAGACCAUUCACGAGAAGCCUUUUAUAGACAGUGCAAUGUCAGGGAAGUAGCAGGGGAGAGCCUGAUCCAUCUUCCCUACCCCCACCCCUACUGGCGCACUAAGAGCCGCUGAACAUCUGAUUCUAUAGCCAUAAAACCCAGUCUUACUUCUCCACGAUACUCACAGCCCCUUCUGUUAGACCGCCUCUCUGCGUGGUUACAGAGUCUUCUAGAGUUCAUAAAGGCUUUGACGGCAAAAAGUCUGUUUCAGAUAACCAUGGUAAAGGCUGUGCCUUCGGGAGCCAGUCACCAGCUGUGACUGUUGUGUGGCCUUCUCAAGGUGUCCGUGGGCUGUGCGAGACGGCUGCUGCGGGCAUGAGGGCACUCUGGAUGGCUGUUUGUCCAACGGCCAGCCCUUUGCUUGA